AUGGAGGUGAUUGAUUUUUCGGAGACGGAGAUGGAAGCAGCGGAGCAGCUAGUGCAAUUGAGCGAGGACGAUACGUUGAGCUGUAGCAGCGGUACAGGCUUGAGCGGCAGCGGUUGUGAAGGCGGAGGAGUCCAUACGAAGAGACACGACGAUGUUUUUAGUUCUGAGACUCGUGAGGAGACUAGCGACGGCGUUGUACGGAUGAUGAAUAAUAAUGCUACAGACGCUCAACGUUUUGUGAAGGCCAUCAUGGAGACGAACAUAAUAAGGAGGAGGUAUAAGAAGAAAAAGUUUCGAUCUCUUGCGAGUCUUUACAGGGCAACCAAGGAGAUGACGACGUACGGACUAGUUGAUUUAAUUAGUCGCAGGUGA
Brassica napus (rape) is the source of this 372-nucleotide messenger RNA. RefSeq lists its product as uncharacterized. The transcript has a single exon. Bases 1 to 372 code for a protein of 123 amino acids. NCBI's taxonomy places the organism in Eukaryota, Viridiplantae, Streptophyta, Magnoliopsida, Brassicales, Brassicaceae. The record is from RefSeq and is a predicted model, not a curated record.